Messenger RNA from Scleropages formosus (Asian bonytongue), 2718 nucleotides. It is a transcript of the gene kri1, whose product is annotated as KRI1 homolog. NCBI's taxonomy places the organism in Eukaryota, Metazoa, Chordata, Actinopteri, Osteoglossiformes, Osteoglossidae. Gene Ontology annotation, cellular component: 90S preribosome; nucleolus. Gene Ontology annotation, biological process: endonucleolytic cleavage in ITS1 to separate SSU-rRNA from 5.8S rRNA and LSU-rRNA from tricistronic rRNA transcript (SSU-rRNA, 5.8S rRNA, LSU-rRNA). The coding region runs from base 93 to 2402 and encodes 769 amino acids. The record is from RefSeq and is a predicted model, not a curated record. The transcript has 19 exons.
CGGUGGGUCACGUGGUGCUCCGUGUCCACGCGAGGAGCGUCGGUUUGCGACUGGCCCGGGCCUCGUGCUGCGGCGCUGGAGGUGAGGGGGACAUGGCUGGGAGAGCGGAAUUCAAGAUUAACGAGAAAUUUGCGCAGAAAUACGAGAAAUACCGACAGAAAGAGGAGCUGCAGCGCUUGAAGGACCGCUAUGGAGAGCAGCCCGAGGAGAGCCAGUCGAGUUCCUCUGACUCAGAAGAAGAGAGUGAUGUGGAACUCGACCCCAACAUCGAAAGAGACUUUUACCGAACUCUCUCUUUGCUGAAAAAGAAGGAUCCCAAGAUCUAUCGGAAGGAUGCGACGUUUUAUGCUGCAGAAGCAUCUGCAGCUUCUGAAGAUGCUCAGCCUUCGACUUCGAAGACUGAGAAACCGAUGUUCUUGAAGGACUACGAGCGUAAAGUGAUCUUGGAGAAGGGAGGUAAAUAUGAAGAUGAAGAAGAUGACAGUGAUGGAGACCCUCUAAAAACGUGUGAGAGAGCUGCCUCUCCCAGCUAUAUCCAGGAGCAGAGAGAGCUGAAGGAGAGCUUCCAGAAGUUUAUUCAGGAAAGCGAUGAGGACGGCGAUGAUGAGGACUCUCAGUUGCUGAGACCAAGGAAGAAAACGCAAGAGGAGAAGGAUAAAGAGGAAGCAGAUUACACUGAAUGGCUUAAAGGUCAGGCUGAGCUGCAGGAGAGAGACGAGGUCCAGGACAUGAAAUACCUGAGAGACUUCUGGAAUGACCCUGAGCUGGACGAAAAGGAGAAGUUCCUGAGGGACUAUAUCCUAAACAAGGGCUACUUGGAGGAGGAUGAGGACAGCAGGAUCCCCACCUUUGAUGAGGUGGUACAGGAGGAGGUGGAAGACUCAGAGGAGGAGGGCGAGUCCUUCUUGGAAAAACAGGAGGAUUUUGAGAGGCACUAUAACUUCCGUUUUGAGGAGCCAGAUGGCCAUCAGAUUAAGACGUAUCCACGCACUAUUGCCACUUCAGUCCGCAGCAAGGAUGAUCGGAGGAAGCGCAAGAGAGAGGAGGUGAAGGAAAGGAAGAGGAAGGAGAAGGAGCAGAAGCGGGAGCAGUUAAAGCAGCUGAAGAACCUGAAGCGAAAUGAGAUUGUAGAGAAGUUGCGCAGGCUACAGGAGCUCACAGGGAACAAGGAGCUGGCAUUCAGCCAAGUGGACCUGGAGGGGGAUUUUGACCCCCAACAGCAUGACCAGCUUAUGCAGAAAUUCUUUGGAGAUGAAUAUUACGGGCAGGAAGAGGAGGAGAAACCACAGUUUGACGAAGAGGAUAUGGAUGAACACUGGAACUGGGACAACUGGACUGGUGAAGGAGAGGGAGAAGAAGAAGGAGGUGAUGGAUUGGCAGAGGAAGAAUAUGAUGACUACGAGCCCAAUUGUGAUGAUCCUGACUUUAUUAUGGAUGCAGACUAUGACCCCAGCCAGGAGCCAACCUCCAAGAAGAAGAAGCGAAACAAGGAGAUAGCUGAGAGGAAGAAGAAGAAUAUGACAAAGGAUGAUGCCCUUUUGAUGGGGAAGAAGAGAAAGAAAUCCCACUUUGCCAGCGUUAUCACUAAGAGCAAGCCUGUUUUUGACCCCCAGGAGAAGACGUUUGAGCAGUACCUGGACGAGUAUUACAAGCUGGAUUACGAGGAUAUCAUAGAUGACCUUCCAUGUCGAUUCCGCUACAGACAGGUUGUGCCCAACGACUUUGGCCUUACUACAGAAGAGAUCCUGGAAGCUGAUGAGAAGGAGCUGAAUCGCUGGUGUUCCCUGAAAAAGACAUGCAUGUACAGAUCUGAAAGGGAGGAGAUGAGUGACCAGAAGAACUACAAAAUAAAAGCCCAAAAUGAAAAGAAGAAGAGGGAGGUUUUGCAUUCAUUAUACAUGGAGGAGGAUGCAGAUAAUGAGCAAGUAGCAGGUAAGCUCAAAGUGGGGAAGAAGAGAAGAGACCGACUGAAAAAGAAAGAGGCAGAGAGAGAGAAGGAGGAGGCUGGAGACGUAGGGGACGAGACAACAGGAGCAGACCUGUUCAAAGGCAAUGAUGUCAAAUCGAUGAUGCAAUCAGGAGCUGAAGAUGAUGAUGAGGAAGAAUUCCUUGUACCAAAGGAGAAGAAAGUUGAGGACUGUGUGGAAGCUGUUGUCUCUGAAGUGAAGCGAGGACUUCCCACUGAUAAGACCAAGUGGCCCAAGAAGAAACGUAGGCACCCAGGAAGACAUCUCAUUUCAGGCUCAAUCAGGGUGAAAAUGGGUGGCAGGGAGUUCAGUGGACAGAGACUCAAGGCCUAUGGGCUCAAUCCCAAGAAGUUGCGAUACAAGCAGCUUAAAAGGCAGAAACGGAAAGUGGAAGAGAAGAAAGAAAGGAAAAAGAACUUGGAGGGAGUGUCUUAAAAAAGACUGCAUUCUCUUUCUUCCUUUGUGGUACCAAGGUCCAGAAGUACCACAACAGGAUCCUUAUGAUGUUGCCUCAUGCAGUAAUCCAUGUUUUAUAAAGAAAAUGGACUGCUUUUUUUCAGCCCAUGGAACUCUGAGGUUUAAUUUCAUUCAUUGUCAAUCUUUUUAUUCAAACUACAUACUGCUUAAUAACCUUUGAAGAGUACAGUUGCUGAAGAAAUUAACCUGUUUUCUAUCUGAAGAUUCUUGCUCAAGGAUGACCCAAUGUAGGCAAAGAUGCCCUAAAAUGACAUAUUUAAUAAAUUUUAUAUUU